AUUGGUCAGUUCCGGAAAGCCGAGCAGCGAGCGGUCUCAGCCUGCAGAGACCCGGAGGAGUCGGACAUCGCUGCUGUCGGCCGAGAGUCGCUUCCCCUGGUUGCUUCUUCCUCUUCAGCUCCGCUCUGCCCGUCGCCAUGGCCGAAGCUGACAUUGCACUGAUUGGACUGGCUGUCAUGGGCCAGAACUUAAUUUUGAACAUGAAUGACCAUGGCUUUGUGGUCUGUGCUUUUAAUCGGACAGUCUCCAAAGUUGAUGAUUUCUUGGCUAAUGAGGCAAAGGGAACCAAAGUGAUUGGUGCACAGUCCUUGAAGGAGAUGGUCUCCAAGCUGAAGAAGCCCCGGAGAAUCAUACUUCUUGUGAAGGCUGGUCAAGCUGUGGAUGAUUUCAUUGAAAAACUGGUACCAUUGUUGGAUGCUGGUGACAUCAUCAUUGAUGGAGGAAAUUCUGAAUAUCGGGAUACGACAAGAAGAUGUCGAGACCUCAAGGACAAGGGGAUCUUGUUUGUGGGGAGCGGAGUUAGCGGUGGUGAGGAAGGGGCCCGGUAUGGCCCAUCACUCAUGCCAGGAGGGAACAAAGAGGCCUGGCCUCACAUCAAGGCAAUCUUCCAAAGCAUUGCUGCGAAAGUAGGAACUGGAGAACCCUGCUGUGACUGGGUUGGAGACGAGGGGGCUGGACACUUUGUGAAGAUGGUGCACAACGGUAUAGAGUAUGGUGACAUGCAGCUGAUCUGUGAGGCUUACCACUUGAUGAAGGAUGUUCUGGGCAUGGGACAUGAGGAGAUGGCCCAGGCAUUUGAGGAAUGGAAUAAAACUGAGCUAGACUCUUUCCUGAUUGAAAUCACUGCCAAUAUCCUCAAGUUCCGAGAUGCUGAUGGCCAACAUCUGCUACCAAAGAUCAGGGACAGUGCUGGGCAGAAGGGCACUGGGAAGUGGACUGCCAUCUCAGCCCUGGAGUAUGGUGUUCCUGUCACACUCAUAGGAGAAGCUGUCUUUGCUCGGUGCCUUUCAUCUCUGAAGGAUGAGAGAAUUCAAGCCAGUAGAAAGCUGAAGGGUCCCCAGAAAGUCCAGUUUGAAGCUGAUAAGAAAUCAUUCCUGGAGGACAUUCGAAAGGCCCUCUAUGCAUCCAAGAUCAUCUCCUAUGCACAAGGCUUUAUGCUGCUGAGACAGGCAGCUACUGAGUUUGGCUGGACCCUCAAUUAUGGUGGCAUUGCCCUGAUGUGGAGAGGGGGCUGCAUCAUCAGAAGUGUGUUCCUGGGAAAGAUUAAGGACGCAUUUGAUCGAAACCCAGAACUUCAGAACCUAUUGCUGGAUGACUUUUUUAAGUCAGCAGUUGAAAACUGCCAGGAUGCCUGGCGGCGUACAGUCAGCACUGGGGUCCAGGCAGGCAUUCCCAUGCCCUGCUUUACCACUGCCCUCUCCUUCUAUGAUGGGUACAGACAUGAGAUGCUGCCAGCCAACCUUGUCCAGGCUCAACGGGAUUACUUUGGGGCUCACACCUAUGAACUCUUAGCCAAACCAGGACAGUUUAUCCACACCAAUUGGACAGGCCAUGGUGGCACUGUGUCAUCUUCAUCAUAUAAUGCCUAAUUGGGCUAUGGCUUGCAUCAUCCCUCCCACUGACUGGACUGUCCAUGUGCCACACAGCACUCCUCAUGGCUCUUUGCCCUACUUCCUGCUCAGAUCUUUAGCCAAGUGUUGGAUGCAACUCCUGAAGAAGGGCAGUAGUUCUCUGCCAUCAUGCCCUCUGCCCUGGCCUCUGGGGACUGCCUAGGAACUGACCUUGUGUGCUGCGGUGUGCCCAUCCCUGACACAGCUGCACCAUGUGUGUCUGAGAGGCUGCAGCUCUUAGCACAUAGAGGGCAAGGGUGUGUGGAUUUGACCAAGCUGGAACCUUGCAUCUAUCAUGCAGCUGAAUUCCCUUUCCUCUGCUCAGUAAAAGCAAUGGUAUAUUUA
Messenger RNA from Jaculus jaculus (lesser Egyptian jerboa), 1955 nucleotides. It is a transcript of the gene Pgd, whose product is annotated as phosphogluconate dehydrogenase. The record is from RefSeq and is a predicted model, not a curated record. Gene Ontology annotation, biological process: pentose-phosphate shunt; pentose-phosphate shunt, oxidative branch. The transcript is spliced from 13 exons. The coding region runs from base 138 to 1589 and encodes 483 amino acids. Lineage: Eukaryota; Metazoa; Chordata; Mammalia; Rodentia; Dipodidae. Gene Ontology annotation, molecular function: phosphogluconate dehydrogenase (decarboxylating) activity; NADP binding. Gene Ontology annotation, cellular component: cytosol.